CAGCCCGCAACAUGGCGUCGUGCUGUCACCUGUGUGUGUGAGGAGGGGAGCAGGAGCUGGCCGCUGCGCCCCAGGCACGGCCGCCGCUAGAGAUCCCAGCUCCCCCCCUUCCCCGCUGACAGCCCCCGGUCCCGCUUCCCCUCAGGGACCCCCGGCGCUCCGCUCCCGCCCCCCAGCGCGCGAGGGACCCUCUCCCUUCCCAUCUCCCCCCGCCAUGGGAGGGUAGCGGGGCCCGCCUCACUUCUGCCCCAGGAUCGCCCGGUGCCAGCCCCAUGGGGUCCCCGGCGGCCGCCGCGGCUGCGGACUCGGCCCAGUGGCUCUCGGUGAAGGAGGAGACCAUCUUCCUACACGACGGGCUGAUCCGGGUCACCGACCUGGCCGAGCUGCCCAGCGAGAUCAUCGGGGUGGCCGAGCCCGGGGACACCGAGCUGGAGAUUCUAACAUUUGAGACUAAGAAUCCAACAGAACUAGCUGAGCGUUUGCGUUCUGUAUGUGGAAACCAGAGCAACGCCUAUGCCCGUCUGCUUGAAUACCGUUUAAAUGCUUUGCGUGGACUCUGGAAUGCCCAGCGCCAGCUAGCCUUGGAAGAACAACACGAACGGGAAAAUUCUGGGGAUGAAGAAACAUUGGCCUUGCUCAAGCGUCAGGGUUUGUUACAGCAACCUGAGCAAGCACCAUUUACUUCACGGAUGGGACUUCUAUUGGUCUUUCCUCUCAUUCAGUCUCAAAGCAGAACAGACCCUUCUCUCUGUAACAUAACUGCUGAGGUACUAUUGAAUUGCCUUCGAGAUUGCCAGCCUUUGAGUUUGACUAAGGAACCAGCUGACUGUCUUAAUGGAAUUGAAUCUUUGCUCUGCUCCUGGUUGGAGGAAACAUCUGCCUCAGGCCAACAGAUUCCAUAUAAACAAAAAGAGAAUGCUGCUGCCGCCCUUGUUGCCUUGGCCUGUGCAAGGGGAUCACUGAAAACUUUUGUUCACACAGUACAUCUAUUACAGAAACAGACAGACCUGGGAUCCCUGCCUGUGGCUGAUGUAUUAUAUAGGUUGCUGCUUCUGGAAGGUGGGCCUGGAUCUCCCUCCUGUUUGCUUGGGGGAAAACACAUGGUAUCUUGGGGAUUUGAAGAUAUGUUACCUGCACCUGAUGCCAACAGUGGCUCCAGCUCUGAAAACAAAGAUGCAGACUUAGGGCGCUGUCUUGCAGCAGAUGGACUUUAUCUUUAUACAACUAAUUCAGUAGGCAGAGGAAUAAGCAAAUUAGGAUCUGGAUUACACGGUACUUUACGAGGCUUUGUAUACUGUCGUAACGAGGAGUUGGAGACUGGAUGGGUUGCUUUUGGCAAUGGCAAACUUCUUCAUCGGCCUGUCUCUUUUGAUAAUAAGCCUCACUCCCUUUUCCAGGUCAUUGACCAGAAUACCCUUCAGGUAUGUCACAUACUCCCCAUGCCAGUAAAUCACUUCCCAGUUGGCAGUACUAUGACCACAGUACAUCUUUCUUCAGAUGGUACCUAUUUCUACUGGAUCUGGUCUCCUGCAAGCCUGAAUGAAAAAACACCAAAGGGACACUCUGUCUUUAUGGAUAUUUUUGAACUUAUAGUAGAAAAUGAUAUAUGUAUAGCAAAUCCUCUACAGGAGCGCAUUAUACUAAUGAGAAAAGAGGGAGAAUCUGCAAAGAGUAUAAAUGAGAUGCUUCUGAGUAGGCUUUCAAGGUACAGAGCUUCCCCAUCAGCAACACUGGCUGCUUUAACUGGCUCUACAAUUUCCAAUACAUUGAAAGAGGACCAAGCAGCUGCUAACACUAGUUGUGGGCUACCACUAAAAAUGUUACGAAAGACUCCAAUGUACACAUGUGGAACAUAUUUGGUCAUGUUGGUCCCACCUCCAGGUGGGUCAGGCAGCUCUGCGACACGAUCACUGUUUGGUGGGACAAGUGGUUUGUCAUCUUUGAAAAUUCUUGCUUCUAGCUUGGUAUACAAUAUUUCUGAUGGGCAGUUCACAAGCCGAGCGGAUCUCAUUGAUGCCGCAGGAAGUUCACUUGGACGUGGUGCUCUAAUACCAGGACUUGGUGCAUGUUAUGAUACUAUGAAUAACAUGAUAUGGACGUGCUCUAAUGACUAUAUUGAUCAAUGGUGUAAUCCUGGAAACCAAGCAUUCCAUUAUGUCUGUCAGAGACUGGGAGUUAGUCAUAUCAUCACAGAGCCUAGAGGAGAUGCUAUAACCACAAAUGAGGUUAUCAACCAGUUACUUCACCAUGUUGGUGCCAUGUGCAUACACCAACUAAAUCUGCUUGCAGCCAGUAACAAUCUCCCAAUAACAAAUUUUUUGGGUAAACAACAUCCAAUUGAAGCACACCAUCUCAGCAGUAUUUGCGACAUCAUGGAGAAAGCUAUGGUGAAUGGAGAUACUUGCAUUAUACGCUGCAUCCUUGUUGUCUUUCAGGUGGUUUUUAAAUUUUUCUUCAGCCCCCAAACUGAGAGAAACAGAGACAUUGUUAGAAGGUCUGGCCUUUUACUUUGGCAGUUAUUGAUGGCACCAAAGAGCCAGAUUUGCCCUGAAAUUCAGAAGGAGGUCUGUCUAGCAAUCAGCUCUGGCUUAAAUAUCCUAUAUCCUGGAGAAGUGGAAAUUAAUAACUUACUUAAGUUGGUCUUGACGGAAGGAGAGAGAAAUAGUGGGCUCUCCCAACUUCGUGAUGUGAUCCUCACUAAUUUAGCUGAACAGCUUCAGAACAACAGAUUUGGAAGUGAAGAUGACGAUCAUUACAGACUAAACGAUGAGCUUUUGCACUACAUUCUCAAGAUUGUUGUUCGAGAAUCUUGCAUCUUAAUCACCAAGUGCCAAAUUGUAUCUAAAGAUGAAUUUCAAAGACUGCUUUCAACUGUGCCUGCUGCAUCUUCAUGCUUGCGGUAUCUGAUGGCUGUACAGAACCACCUUCUGAGUAAUACUAUUUUGAUUAAACCUGAUGAAAAUGAUGACAGUGACAGCUCCUUGCAGGGAGAGACAUUGAAGGUACAGGAGCUAAAGACCAGUAUUUUGGCUCUUGCUACACAAAUCCUGACUGGAUGUGAUGAAGUUUUAGAAAUGCUGCAACAGGUCACUACGGCUCUUAUAAACAGUGACAUUUCUGACAGAGAGCAGAGGUUAAAAGGCCUGGAACAAGUUACCAAGGCUACUAUGCUUGGUCACCUGCUUCCGGUAUUACUGACAUCUCUGAUGCAUCCAAAUUUACAGACCCUCACCAUGGCCGAUGCACUGAUGCCUCAGCUGGUACAGCUGGUACUUUAUACCAGUCAGACGGCCUUGUUGCUUAAAACCCAGUCUCCAGUUUUCUCAGAGGUGGGCAGUUCCCCCAGUGGUACAUCAGAGCAGAAGGGCAAGCUGUUCCCUGAUGAGAGAAUGCUAGAAGAGAAAGAGGAGCCAGGUUUUCUCACUGGCUUGAAAAUCCCAGCUCCGUGGGCUGCUGGGAAAACUGUAGAAACCGUGCAUCCUGUCAGGGACAACUAUAAGUUUAAAGAAACUGUACAUAUUCCAGGAGCUCGCUGUUUAUACCUUAGAUUUGAUAGCAGAUGUUCUUCACAGUACGAUUAUGAUAAGUUGGUGAUCUAUGCUGGUCCUAACACAAACAGUAGGAAGGUUGCUGAGUAUGGAGGCAAUACACUGGGAUAUGGCAGCCGUAGUGUCUUAGGAACGGGUUGGCCGAAAGACUUAGUGAAGGUGGAAGGGGAUACAGUCACCUUCUCCUUUGAAAUGAGGAGUGGCCGUGAGCACAACACUCCAGACAAAGCUAUGUGGGGCUUUGCUUGCACUGUUCGAGCACAGGAGUCUUCAGAAGAUGUGUCAGGAGGAUUACCAUUCUUGGUUGACCUGGCUUUAGGCCUUUCUGUGUUAGCUUGCUCCAUGCUAAGGAUAUUAUAUAAUGGACCAGAAAUUACGAAAGACGAGGAAACAUGCCAGGAACUCUUAAGAUCUAAACUGUUACAGAGAUGCCAGUGGCAGGUGGAGGCCAAUGGGGUAAUAUCUCCAGCCCUUACUCCAAGUCCUUCUCCGCUGCCUCUUACUAUAGAUGAGGAUCGAGAAUUCACAUAUCCUUCUGAUGUCCUAGUUCCUCCUGUAGGACAUUACUUUGAUCUGCCUAGGAUCAGGUUGCCUCCAGGAAUCAUGAUAAAACUCAGGGAAAUAUCUGGACGUGCUCGGCCUCAGUUUAGACCUAGUAUAAAAGAAGUGAUUCAGCCAGAUGUAAUGGAGGAGAUGGUAGUUUCAUGUGUUAUUAAACAUUUGAACUUGGUUGAUGCACUCCAGUCCCUAAUAAACUUCCAGUAUCAAGAAGAACAUGCUGAGGAAUAUGAUUUGCUGUGUAAAAUUAUGGGAGAGACCUUUAAGAAGCUAAAUGCCAUGGAAAGACAAUUGCAGAGUGUAGCUGAAUUGGAACAGAGAUGGCAGAAUGAGGUAGAUGAUGCCAUACAUGGGAAGCUGGAAAAUAAUGUUCCAUUCUUUUAUGAUUAUCAUUUCAAUGAGAGCAAAAUGAAAGAAUUGGAACUUCUAUGUUCAAUGAAAGAAAUUUCCUUUGAUGGAAGUGAUCUUGAGAAUAUGGUCCUGUCAUUGAGGGAGAAAUUUUUUCAAGAAGUCAAUUCUCUGAUUCAGAAGCCCUCACAUCCCUUGGCUAAAACAAAAACAUUAGUAAAGAGCUUGAUGAAUAGAGCAGAGCUACUGUUGCAUGUUACUAUUGCAGCACAAGCUGGUAUCACAAGAAGUAUAUCCGGUACCCCUGCUGAGACACCAGCUUGUAAAUCAGCAUCUGAAACAAAAGUGAUAUCUCAUGCUGUCCGCCAGCCUGUCUUCCUUCGUAGCAUGUCGGCACCUUCUGACCUAGAAAUGAUUGGAAAUGAAGAUUUGGAGUUCACUAGAUCAAGUCAGAGGCGGCGCCAUGUUACUAGUCAUAGAAGUAGCUCUUUUACUCUUCUUCAAUCUUUGACCGUCGAAGAUAGCAGAGAUAAACCUACCUACAGUGUCUUGUUAGGGCAGCUGUUUGCUUUCAUUGGGACAAAUCCUGACCAAGCGGUAUCCAGUAGCAGUUUUCUGUUAGCUGCUCAGACCAGGUGGCGUCGUGGGAACACAAGGAAACAGGCACUGGUGCAUAUGAGAGAGCUUCUAACAGCAGCAGUUCGGGUUGGUGGUGUUACACAUCUUGUGGGUCCAGUGACUAUGGUACUUCAAGGAGGACCAAGAAUCGAAGAACUCACUUGUGGCGGGAUGGUGGAACAAGUCCAAGAAGCUUUUGGAGAGACCAUGACCUCGGUGGUUUCAUUGUGUGCUCGUUACCCCAUUGCUUGUGCAAAUAGCAUUGGCCUCUUGUGCACUAUACCAUAUACAAGGAGUGAAGAGAAGUGCUUGGUACGCAGUGGCCUGGUGCAGCUUAUGGACAGGCUCUGUAGUUUAAGCAGCCAGACAGAAUCCAGCUCAAAUGAAAAGCAGACUAAAAAACAGAAGGUGGCUACGAUGGCUUGGGCUGCCUUCCAGGUCCUAGCCAAUCGCUGUGUUGAAUGGGAAAAAGAAGAGGGUAGGAGCAGAGAAUUAACUGCAGUAGCAUUGCCAAAUUGCAAUGUGAAUAACUACAUUCUAUAUACUUACAUUUCUCCUGCAGUUUCAGUACAAUGGUUUUAUUCUUACAUUUGUAGUAGUUCAGAAGGUCGACCAUUCCGACUUGGCACUGGAGCUAACAUGGAGAAAGUAGUGAAGAUGGAUCGGGACAUGACUAAAAGUGGCUGCUGUGAGGUUAUUACAGAAGAGGCUGCUGCAGCUCUUCGGAAGGCUACCAAGUGGGCACAAUCUGGCCUAAUUGUCAGUGUCGGGCCACCUAUUGAAUCUAUCAGUCCAGAAACCACUAGCGGGCUGUCAACUGGUGACAAAAAGAAAACUGCUCAGACCUCCAUUUGCAGGGAGAGGAAUUCUGAACUUGCCAGAACAGAUCCUGUGCGCCCAUUUAUCAGUGGGCAUGUAGCAAACAGUAUGGCCGCAGAGGUGAUUGCUCUGCUUCACAGCUUAUUGAUGGCACCAGAAUCAAAUGCAGCUCAAAUAUGGACAACAACGGCUGAAAAGGUUCUGUCUCGGGCUCUGAUGUACAUUCCACAACUUGGGAAAUACGCAGAGAGUAUCUUGGAGAAUGGGAGCAGCAGUGGCAGGAAACUUGCUAAACUUCAAAGAAUUGCUCGACAGGCGGUGGCUGCACUGUGUGCUCUUGGUGGCUUUAAAGAGACAAUUAAAAUAGGUUCUGAAGUACAGGUUUUGGGUAGAGGAAUAGCAGGAAGCAUUGGAGUGGUGGCUUCUAUUAAUGAACAGGAAGGUAUAGCAACUGUCAAAUUUCCACCUGCCAGUAUAGACUGUAGAAAGACCUCACAAGCAUCAGACACAUUAACUAUUCCAUUAUCUAGGCUCUGUGUUCCAAGAUCUGAGGCAUUGCCUCUUCAUAAACUGUCCAUUACUGAGAAGGUAGUACAGGCAGUCCAGUCCAUGUUGCUUCCUCAGGAGGGAAGUCUAUCUAUUCAUACCUCACUUCCUGCAACAGGAGAUGGCUCAACUCCAGUAAUGGCAGUGGUCCGGCUCCUUGGAGAAAUAAGAACAAGAGCAUGCCUGGUGAUGGCCCAGCUAUUAGAAGACAGUUUGUUUUGUGAAGAAUUCAUACAACAAUGUCCAGCUGCUGUAGAAGUUCUUAACCUGGUGGCACAAGAGUGCAGCCCUGGGGAGAGGCUUCUCGUUGUAGAAGUGCAAUGUGAAAGGUUAAGAAUGUUAUAUCGAGAUUGUGCUCGUCCCCCACCUCCGCCACUCCAGGCAGACCGAAGACAGCCCAAGGAGAUUACUUGGAGCCCUUCUAGAGUGUUCCCACCUGUGCGAGCAUGCAUGUUCUCAUCACAUCUUACAGCUGUGACCUUUUUGGCUGACCCUAGUGCAGGCGGGGGACUGCCUCGUGGCACAUUUAUCUACGCUACCUCCCCAGUUCCAGUACAAGCCCCAUCAUUUUACUGGGAGAUUGAAAUAGUUUCCUAUGGAGAUACAGAUGACGACACCGGUCCAAUAGUUUCAUUUGGGUUUGCCACUGAAGCAGAAAAGCGGGAUGGCGCGUGGACAAAUCCUGUUGGCACAUGUCUCUUUCACAAUAAUGGACGAGCUGUGCAUUACAAUGGCUCCAGCUUGCUACAGUGGAAGAGUGUUCGACUGGAUGUGACCCUUUCUCCUGGUGAUAUAGCAGGAAUUGGCUGGGAGAGAACAGAAGGCACUCCUCCCCCCCCAGGACAGCCAGCUAAAGGAAGAGUGUACUUCACGUAUUGUGGACAGCGACUUGGGCCUUAUCUGGAGGAUGUCUCUGGUGGAAUGUGGCCGGUGGUGCACAUUCAGAAAAAGAAUACAAAAGUCCGUGCUAACUUUGGAUCUCGCCAGUUUGCCUAUGCUGAGGGACAAGCUCACAGGAAUGCGGCUGAUCUGUGCAUUGACCUAGCUGAAGAAAUAAGUGCCAACUUUGAAGCACUGCCUUUUGCCAUGGCUUCCGACAGUGAUAAUGAUGCUGGUACCAGCAUAGCUUCUGAUCCUGGAACCCAUGGACCUCCUUGUAGAAUUGCUGCUGUUGCCACAGCUCAGCAACAGUAUGACAGUGACACUUCUUGUCAUUAUAAAAUGGAACUCAGCUAUGAGAACUUCUUCACAUCAGGCCCAGAUCCACAUCCCCCUGCUAUUGCAGAUGACGAAAGCGAUGAUGAUGAUGAUGACGACAUCCCCCGGGAGGAUCACUAUGCUCUCUUGGUUAAAGCCUGGGAGACUAAAGUUUUCCCUACAAUUAGAAGACGGUUUCGCAAUGAAGCUGAGAGGAAGUCUGGUCUAGACCAGAUUAAAGGGGCUUUACAGCUAGGAAUGGUCGAUAUAGCCCGACAAACAGUAGAAUUCCUUUAUGAGGAAAAUGGUGGUAUCCCAAGAGACCUCUAUCUUCCUACCAUUGAGGAUAUCAAAGACGAAGCAAAUAAAUUCACUAUUGAUAAAGUUCGGAAAGGCCUCACAGUGGUGACUCGCUUCCCAGACAGUAACAAUGUGGCCAGCAAUGCUGUGGGAACGGCUUUACCUAAAUUUGCUAUUCGUGGGAUGCUGAAGACAUUUGGGCUCCAUGGUGUUGUUCUGGACGUGGAUUCGGUAAAUGAAUUGGUGCAAGUAGAGACUUAUCUCAGAAGUGAAGGUGUGUUAGUAAGAUACUGGUAUCCUAUUGACAUGUUAGAAAGGCCACCUGCUGGCUAUAGGAGGACUGCAACAAAUGGAUUGGUUACUCUGGAUAAUACAAACAUCCAAAUUCACAGAGAACUUUUGCGAUGUGAAGCCUCACUUGCACGGUUGUACUGCCGCAUGGCUCUCCUCAAUAUUUUUGCCCCCAAAUCUCCACAUAUGUUUACUCGUCUGUUUCAUAUUCCUGCUAUCCGUGACAUCACCCUGGAGCACCUGCAGCUGCUGUCCAACCAACUUCUUGCACCGCCCCUUCCUGAUGGAACAAUCAGUUCAAGUUCUAUUCUUUUGGCCCAGUCCCUACAGCAUUGUAUCCAUUCCCAGAACUGUUCUGCCACAGACCUUUUCUACCAGGGCAAUUCACAGCAAAUCAGGGAGUGGCUGACUGUAGCCAUCACCCGGACACUACAUCAAGGAGAGGAGAGUCUGUUAGAACUAACUAAACAAAUCUGUUCCUUCUUGCAGACUGCACCAGAACAAUUCCCCGCUGAAGAGUUCCCUAUUUCAGAGUCCAAAGUCAAUAUGGAUGUUAAUUUUCCUGGGGCUGCUUUUGUAGUUGUGUCCUGUAAGGAAAGUCAGUCUGGAUUCCGCAAAGAUUCCUCCCUGUAUAAGGCUCCAUGGGCUCGAGUGUUUGUCUAUGGUCUUGGUCAUAAAAUAAAAAGGAACGGUCAGUUAAACCUAACAGAGGCAGUAUGUUACCCUCGGGAUGCCUCUCCAACCAACACAGGCUUGACACCACCCCCAACAACCAAUCAGUAUCCUUCAGUGAUUAUCUCCACUGACAAGGUCCACAUCAAAUUAGGAGUAUCCCCCCCUCCUGGAGCUGUCUUAGUUUUGCACUCUCUUCCGCUUGAAUUCCCUCUGGCUGUGGCGUUUACAGAACAGCUGUUAACUUGGAAAUCAGAGGAUGGUGAUGUGAAAUCAGAAGAUGAACUGGAUACUAUCCCUGCUUCAGUUCUCUUGCAAAUGGUGGAACUUUUAGGGAACUUUCUCUGGACGACAGACAUGGCAGCUUGUGUGAAGGAACUGAUAUUUCAUCUCUUGGGAGAGUUGCUUCGCAAAAUUCACAAUCUGGAACAGAAAAAGAACCCAGCAGGGUUGUCGUCUUCCAUUGCACUUCAGCUAAAUCCCUGUCUAGCCAUGCUUAUGGCUCUUCAGUCAGAACUGCACAAACUAUACGAUGAAGAAACUCAGAACUGGGUGUCUGGAAAUGCCUGUGGUGGCUCUGGUGUGGGAGUGGCUGACCAGGGAAGAUUUUCAACCUACUUUCACGCUCUGAUGGAAGGCUGUCUAGCUGUAGCAGAAGUGACUCUGCCAAUAAACAUGAGUGUAACAGCUAGUGUGAUGUCAUCAACAAAUGCCCCAAAUCUAAGUGAUUCAUCUUCCUCCUCCUCAUCUUCUCCGGGGCAGACGCCCCAGAGCCCAAGCCUCCUGUCAAAGAGGAAAAAAGUCAAAAUGAAGCGGGAAAAGACAUCGUCUUCAGGUAAACGGUCUUCAUCCCGAGCUGCUGAAACUGACACUGCAAUUCUCAAUAUAGGAGGAAGCAAACCUGAGGAUAUGUUAUGGUUUCAUAGAGCGCUGACCUUACUUAUAAUUCUCAGACACCUAACUAAAAAGGAUCCACAAGGGCUAGGUGUGACAAAUGAUGCUGUCGCUGAUGCUUGCCAGGCACUAGUGGGUGCAACAGCUCAUAGUCGGUUACUUGUGAUUUCUGGAAUACCAACUCACUUAGAGGAGGGUAUUGUCAGAAGUGCAAUCCGGAAGGCGUGUAACGCACAUGGUGGAGUCUUCAAAGAUGAAAUCUACAUCCCUUUGCAGGAAGAGGACCCCAAAAAAAUCAAGGACAAAGCAGGAGGAGGCGAAUGUAGGACUGAAUUGGAAAAAGCAACUGUAUCUAGUAGUGCAGACAGUCUCGAUAUCAGCAGUUCUAGCAGCGUCACACCUGCCAUGAGUGUUAGUGCCUCAGCCUCGACAAGCCAGGCCUCCCUCUGCAGCUCGCAGGGUAUCUCUCGGACAAUUAGCGAUAUUUCUGUAGACCAGUUUCAAGCUUCACUGGAGUUGGCUAUUCCACCAGGACUGCUAGAGCCACAUGUUGUUUCCAGCCAGGAGAGUUUAGAUCUUUCACUUUGCAGCACUGGAAGCCUUGGCAGCCUUGGCAGUCUUGGGGAACCACUUGACAAUGUAGAAACAGCGUCUGUAUCUGAUGUUGGAUCAAUGUACACUGUCACGUCACUGGACAACCAGCCACUGAUGUCACGGCCAAUCAAGGGUUUUGCAGUAGUGGAGAUAAGGUCACGAGCUAAAAUAGAGAAAAUCCGAGCCAGUUUAUUUAACAGUAGUGAUCUGAUUGGUUUGUCAAGUCUGGAUGGUGAAGAUGAACUAAUGGAAAUGUCAACUGAGGAGAUUUUAACUGUAUCUACUGUAAAUCAGAGUUUAUUUGAUACGCAAGGGAGCCCAGUCCUAGAAGACUAUUUUAAUGAUAAAUCGAUAAAAGGUGAGAAAUUGGUCCCAGGUGCUCGAGAAGUCCUCUCAGAAAUAUUUAAGAGCUGUGGUCACUCUGAACAAAUGCUGAGCCUGACUCCAGCGAAACCCAUUAAAGUUGCUGAUAUUUAUCUGAGCAAAGAGCAAAUAAAUUCCCAGACUCCUGGAAACCUUCUCCAUGUCUUCUUCACAAAUGUCCGCCCACCAAAGAAGGUGCUGGAGGACCAACUCACUCAGAUUUUAAGGAAAUACGGUGUGUCCAAGCCUAAGUUUGACAAGAGCAAGUAUAACAAGGCAGGCAAAGAGCAACAUCCAGUGAAAGUUGUGAGCUCCAAACGUCCGGUUACUAAACCACCUGCAAAAGAAAAGUCUGUGCUCAAUAGUGUCAGCAGAACAGCUUUAAGUGAGAAAAAACCUACUGUAAAGCCAAAAUCUCCAGAGAAGGGCAAACCUGAUGAGAAGGACCCAGAGAAGUCUCCUACAAAGAAACAAGAAGUUCCAGAAGAGAAGUAUUUGACACUGGAUGGAUUUCACAGAUUUGUUGUUGAUCGAGCCAAACAGGACAUCCGUAGUGUCUGGAGAGCUAUUUUGUCCUGUGGAUAUGAUCUUCAUUUUGAAAGGUGUGCCUGCAUUGACGUGAGACACGCUCAGAAAGCAUCCCGGAAGUGGGCUUUGGAAAUGGACGUAGCCCUUGUGCAGUACAUCAACCGACUCUGCCGCCAUCUUGCAAUUACCCCAGCACGACUGCACCCACAUGAAGUUUACUUGGAUCCAGCUGACGCAGCUGAUCCCAGAGUCUCUUGUCUGCUGAAUGUUCCCAUUGAAAGUCUACGUCUGCGUUUUGCACUGCUUCAGUCUCUGAACACCAUGCUGGAGACCUUCUUCCUACCACUGGUGGAGCUGCGACAGACAGAAAUGUACACUAAUAGUAUUGCUGCAUUAUUGCAAGAGGCCAAAGGUUUAAUCUUUUAUGACACAAAGGUGACUGUAAUGAAUCGAGUGCUGAAUGCCACAGUACAAAGAACAGCAGAUCAUGCAGCCCCAGAAAUCACACUGGAUCCAUUAGAAAUAGUGGGAGGGGAGAUCCGUUCUUCAGAGAAUUCCUACUUCUGCCAGGCAGCUAGGCAGCUAGCCUGUGUGCCAUCCUCUCAGCUCUGUGUUAAACUCGCCAGUGGUGGGGAUCCCACAUACGCCUUUAACAUUCGCUUCACUGGAGAGGAGGUUCAUGGAACAAGUGGUUCGUUUCGUCACUUCCUGUGGCAGGUCUGUAAGGAGUUACAGAGCUCCUCGCUUUCCCUGCUCUUGUUGUGCCCCAGCUCUGCAGUCAAUAAGAAUAAGGGGAAGUAUAUUCUGACACCGAGUCCUAUAACCUAUGCGGAAGAGCAGUUGCUUCAUUUCUUUGGACAGCUGCUGGGCAUUGCAGUUAGAGCUGACGUUCCUCUUCCACUGGAUCUCUUAUCCUCAUUCUGGAAGACCUUAGUAGGAGAACCACUGGAUCCAGAUGUUGAUCUCCAGGAAGCUGACAUCCUUACCUACAACUAUGUCAAAAAAUUUGAAAAUAUAAACGAUGAGACUGAACUGGAGGCCUUGUGUGCUGAAAUUGCAUCCCAGCACCUAGCCACAGAGAGCCCUGAUUGUCCUAAUAAACCGUGCUGCAAGUUCACCUACCUGAGCAUGACCGGCGAGGAGGUGGAGCUGUGUCCUAGAGGCAGGCACAUUCCCGUCAUCUGGGAGAAUAAGGACAUAUAUGCAACAGCAAUCCGGAAUCUGAGGCUGCAUGAACUGCAGAAUCCUGACUGCAUGACGGCUGUGCGGGCUGGACUAGGGUCGAUUAUACCCCUGCAGCUUCUAACAACGCUGACUCCUCUAGAAAUGGAGCUAAGGACAUGUGGGUUACCUUACAUUAACCUGGAGUUCCUGAAGGCACACACCAUGUACCAGGUGGGGCUGAUGGAAACAGACCAACAUAUUGAAUUUUUCUGGGGUGCAUUAGAAAUGUUUACUCAAGAAGAACUCUGCAAAUUCAUCAAGUUUGCCUGCAACCAGGAACGAAUCCCCUUUACAUGUCCAUGUAAAGAUGGAGGGCCAGAUACUGCACAUGUCCCACCUUAUCCCAUGAAAAUUGCACCCCCAGAUGGAGCUGCAGGUUCCCCAGAUUCUCGGUACAUCCGUGUUGAAACGUGUAUGUUCAUGAUAAAGCUUCCUCAAUAUUCCUCUCUGGAUAUAAUGCUAGAAAAGCUCCGGUAUGCUGUUCACUACAGAGAGGAUCCACUUAGCGGCUGAGUUGGGCAAGACCAAGACCAGGGAUGCUUUUGGGAGGCUCGUUUCAUGACUCUGCUCUGUUGGAACCCUGUGAUUUACCUGCAAAUACCUCCAGUGACAGUACAUGAAGAAUUGGAGACUAAUUUAUUUUCUGAACUUUUGUUCCCAUUACAGUAAUUACUGGAAGACUUACAUUUUGUAUUUGUAGAUUUUGUGGUGGACUGGUUAUUUUGCUGCCUUGUUUGUGGAAUAUUUGUAGGAUAGUUUAGUACAGAACAGUUUGAUGUGUAUAAUUUAAUUUUAAAAGAUCUUUGAACAUGUACAUUUCUAAUUUUGUAAUUUAAAAUUGUGUUGCCCAUCCAAACACAACAAACUUGGCUAUUCUGAGGUUGAGAGCUCAGAUCUAAAUGAUUAGAGCUCAUUCUCCCUCUAAAACAUUUCUGAGUACAAAAAUGUGAUUUUUUUAAAAUUAAUUUUCACAUUUUCCAUAAAAUCAGAACAACAUCCCUCUCAUAUGAAAGCUGAGAGUUUGUUUUCUGUACUCGAUACACUGAACUUCCAGCGCGCGCGCGCACACACACACACACACGGGUUUUGUAACAGAAAAUAGGUUUCCCAAUUACAGGUGUUUACAUAUCCUGAAAUGUUCUUGAUUAACUAUUUAAAUACAAAUCAGACACAUUGGUAACUGCCACAGUAAAUUUCAAUGUUUUAUUUUCAAACUUUCCUCUUCAGAGUUGGAUAACUCUGAAAAACCCAGAACAGUGAAGAAUAUGAUACAGUUAAGUCCUAAUCAAGACAUUCCUGGAUUGAUACUGAACCUACUAACAAAAAUUCCUUCACUGAUCUUUGAUUUUUUGGAAGAAAGAGUGGGUUCUCUCUAUGGUGUAUAAAAUACCACAUUCCAUGUUUAAAAUAUUAACCAGUCAGUGAUUAAAGCACCUGUACUUUGUUUUUUGUACUCAAAAAUGAUUUAUCUAAAAGGAAGCAAAUUAUCCUAAAAAUGUGACACCUAGAAGGGGGACAAAGACACAGAGUUGCUGAAUUGAAGAUGUAGCUUCUAUUUUAUAUAGAAAGAUAAUGGUGGAAUACCGGGAGGUGACAAUUCUGUAUGUUAAACUGUUGUAUGUUAUGGAAUGUGUUCUGCAGCGGUAAAACACACCACAUCUAUCUUCCUUCACUAAUGCAAACAAGUGUUGCCCUCUAUUGGGUGUAUUUAAAGUGAGGCAUCACUUCAUAAACCAUUUAGAACUGAACUCCUAUGAAAAACCUAUUUGUGCUCAAGAACCGAAGAGAACACUGAAAUUACUGCUGUACUUCUUGGCUCAGUACUAUAUGUAAGUUAAGUGCCAGUACUGAGCUACAGAUUAGUCAUUUUCCUGCUGGUGCACAUCUAACCACAGAAAGGUCUAUGACUCUGUGUGUGUGACUGUACUUUAAGGUUGGUAUUACGUGUCUCUUUAGAAGACAGACAUACACUAAUUGUUUGGCUUGUCAGUUGUAAUGGGAAUUGAAAAGCUGUAUUUUUUGUAUAUUAUUGUGAAUAUUGGGAAUUAUUAUGUGUGUGAUAUGUUUGGAGAGCAGGAUGUGUGAGAACAGAGAAAGCCACUAAGUGUGUAGGUCUGAGUGUGAAUGGAAAGGUGUGUGUGUAACAGCUGUAGUAGUAGUAGUUGGCAUACAAUGGCUCCAAAUCCUUUUGUUAGGAGAACUGUCACCAUUCUAUAGCAUUCCCCUCCCCCUCUCCUCUGAGAAACAUGUAGGAAUAAUAUAUAUUCUUGAAUCUUGUCCACUUUCUGGUAGAAGCAUAGAUGUAGAUGAAAUAUCAUUCCAAGUAAGGCAAAUGUGUAAAGUUUACCAAGACCAGAGGAAAACUAAGCACAAUAUGUUGCUUGAAAUGCUUUAGUCCCAUCUAAAAAGUGCAUUCUCAAACAGCUGCUGAGCAAGGGGAACAUGAAGAAUGUCAUCUGAGUUUCAGAGCAGAACUACUUUUCCUGACAAUUAAAUGCUUUGGUUUUCUUUCUGGGUUUGAAUAGCAUUUUUGUACUGUUUAAGUAUCUCCUUUCAAACCCCUAACAACUUGAGUAGACUCAAAAUUCAGUCAAAUGCCUCCCUGGUAGGGGUUUGAGGACUGUGGUAUGCCAAUCCUUUCCUAGGAUAUGAUUACAGCUGUGAGUAAGAUAACUGCUGCUAAUGUUUCUGCUUCUCCUUCCAGAAAGCACAUGUGAGUAAAGCAUCUCCACAGCGUGGCCCUGAAAUGUGUGCUGUAAAGUUACUUGAUCUCUUAUUUAUUAUAGUUAUUUAUGGUUGCAUUUAACAAACUUUUAGUCAAUGCUGUUUACACCCUGCUGUGUAAAUGAAGCUUCUUCCUACAGGAAAAAUGUGUCAACAAUAAAUAACCUUCAUCUACUUCUGCCUGAUUUGAAGAAUGGUGUGGUCCCUUGGUAGGAAGAACAGGUUAAAGGAAUGAAGUGCUGCUGUGGCUUCAGUGAUAAUGACCUUAAACUAAAGCUUUUCUAAUCUUGGUUAUUUCCUUGUGCUCAAAGUGAACCUAGCAGUCCCUGGAGGAAGCCUGUCUUUCUAAGCAAACCUUGGUUUGUGAUUUUUUUUUUAUUUUACUUGGAUACUCAUUCAGAAUGUAAAAUUACACAGCAGUGGGAAACAGUCAGGUAUUUAUUCUAGGAAGGUGUCCAGCUUGGUACCAUACACAGCAUUCAUGAGUCUAAACAUCCAUCUCUAGAUGUAUUUUGUGUUAUUACUUGAGGCUGGAUAUAGAAAACCUGCCUGUGAAGUUGCAUCUUCUGAGAGAAUUAAAACUACUAGAAAUUCUUCUUUAAACCCCAUUUCUAUGGGCUAAUAUUCUUUAUAUUUCUUUGCAGCUGGGCUGUAAGUAUUUUUUACAAUAGGGAAAGGCAAGUCCAGACACUGGUAAUGUUUCUCUUGAACAGGAAGAAUGCAGUGCAUCUCCUGCAGAGAAAACCCCUGUGGCAGCUCAGUUUGUUAAUUUAUUCCAUGUUUUCACCCUACAAUUUCCCCAUGAAUAAGGUAUCCUAUUAGACCUCGUCAUCUAGAGAACAAGAGAGAUGCAGCCAUAGUAUUCUGCCCCAGAAACUACCAUUGCCAGGUUGAUUGCCACUUGUUUUUAAUUCCUUUAGUUGGCUUCUCUUGUAUUUAAUAAAUGCUUACUUUGGGUGGAAACAUC
Trachemys scripta elegans is the source of this 16191-nucleotide messenger RNA. It is a transcript of the gene HECTD4, whose product is annotated as HECT domain E3 ubiquitin protein ligase 4. The record is from RefSeq and is a predicted model, not a curated record. NCBI's taxonomy places the organism in Eukaryota, Metazoa, Chordata, Testudines, Emydidae. Bases 273 to 13013 code for a protein of 4246 amino acids. Gene Ontology annotation, molecular function: ubiquitin-protein transferase activity. The transcript is spliced from 74 exons.